AUGGUUAAUCGUAAUAACAAUCAGGCUGCCAAUAAUAAUAACAAUAAUGCUGGUGGUUCAGAUCAUGUACAGAAUCGAAGUCGAAAUCCACCCAUACCGAUACAAGCACCUGAAGGUGCCAAUGCUGCAGCAGCAGGCGGAGCAGGUGGUGGUGGUGGUGCAGCUGCCGUUGAUUGGGUCCAAGAGGAUUUAGAACGUUAUAGUUUUGAUGAUUCCGAUCGUUUCGAAGAAGAUUCUCUAUGCAGUUGGAGUUCAGAACCCGAAUCAUUGUAUAAUAAUUGGAGAGGUUGGAAGAAACCAUCAAAUUUUGGCAUAGGCAAUGGUUCUACAACCGCAACAGGAAAUAUUGGCAUUGAUGCCACAGCAAAUGGAAAUUGUGGCAAAGGAACAGCAUCAGACACACAGACAUGCGGCAAACAUUAUCAAGUUCCAACACUUACAGAAUUGGCAGCAAAAUGUGUUGCCUCCUAUAUACCCUUCGAACUGGUGGAACAUGUCUAUCCACCUGUACCAGAACAAUUGCAAUUACGUAUUGCAUUCUGGAGUUUUCCCGAUAAUGAAGAAGAUAUUCGUUUAUAUUCGUGUUUAGCAAAUAGUUCAUCUGAUGAAUUUAAUCGUGGUGACCAGUUAUUUAAAACUGGUGCAGUCAAAGAUCCCUUACAAAUUGGUUUCCACCUUUCCGCAACGGUAGUAUGUCAAACACCUAGCCAGAAUUUUAAUGUGGCCGUUACCUUCGAUCGAAGACGUAUAUCGUCAUGUAAUUGCACAUGCAAUUCAAGUGCAUAUUGGUGUUCUCACGUUGUGGCCGUUUGUUUACAUCGAAUACAUUGUGCUUUGGAGGUGUGUUUAAGAGCUCCUGUCUCGGAAUCAUUGACCCGUUUACAGCGGGAUCAAUUGCAAAAAUUCGCCCAAUAUUUAAUAAGUGAAUUGCCCCAACAAAUACUGCCCACAGCUCAACGUCUGUUGGAUGAACUGCUGAGUGAACAACCAACGGCAAUAAAUACAGUAUGUGGAGCUCCCGAUCCAACAGCAGGUGCAUCAAUAAAUGAUCAAACAAAUUGGUAUUUGGAUGAGAAGACAUUACAUGAAAAUAUCAAACGUAUUCUCAUAAAAUUUGUUAUGCCAGCUCCAAUGGUUUAUAGCGAUGUAAAUUAUUUAACAAAUUCCGCCCCACCAGCUGCCACAGAAUGGAGUUCUCUCUUGCGACCCUUGCGGGGACGAGAACCUGAAGGUAUGUGGAAUCUUCUCUCAAUAGUUCGUGAAAUGUAUCGUCGUUGUGAUCGUAAUGCUGUACGACUAUUGGAAAUUAUAACGGAGCAGUGUAUGGCAUGCGAUCAGUUACUACUGUGGUGGUAUCAGACAAAACUCUCCCUAAUGAUGGGCUCACAUGGUCACAGUGGCGGUAAACACUCAAGUACACAUUCAAAUUCAAAAGCCAUCGAACACGCUUGUAGUUCGCUAUUCGAUGAAAUUGUUGUUCUUUGGCGUUUGGCUGCAUUGAAUCCAGGUUUGGCACCAGAUGAACGCGAUAUGCUACAUGCCCAAUUUACAGCCUGGCAUUUAAAAAUUUUGGAUCGUGUAGUUAAGUGUCGUAUGAUGCCGUCAUCGUAUAAUAAUAAACAUCAACAGAACAUGCGGUCAGAUGCAGAAAUGUUUGUGGGUUUUAAACCAGCCAUAGAGGCUUGCUACUUAGAUUGGGAAGAGUAUCCAAUAGCAGGUGUCACCCAUACGCAUGAGACAAAUCCGAUUUACUAUUCACCCUUUACAUGUUUUAAACACACAGAAAAUAAGUGUGAAAGUAAUGGUGGGCAAUUGAAUGCCACCCAGGCAUUGAUGGCCAAUAAUAAACAUUAUAAUUAUAUAAGUUCAUCAGCGGAUCAUGGACAGCAUGGUGCAUUCAAACAACGCCUGGAGAGGCCAUUUCGUGAACGUUUCUACAUCUCGUCGAGUAAUAAUUCCAGCAAUUCUUCAAGUGACAGUGUUCAUGCACGUUUACACCAAGGUUUGGAUUUACCGCAGCAGCAACAAGCACCAGCAUCUGGAAAUGCAAAUUCAGGAGGUGUUAAAGUUGUGGCUGGUGGAGAAGCUUCAACAAGUUCUGCGAAUGCAAACAGCAGUAAUUUAGGAAAAGCCUCAGAACGAAGUGGUGGUGGGGGAGGAAAUAAUAUGUCAUCAUCUAUCGAUAACAGACCCUCCACAUCAUCACAGUGCGCUGCUGCUGCUGCUGGAUCUUCUGGCGUACCAAGACGUAUUCCCCUAUCGAGCAUGGGUGGUGGCGGAGAUGGUAAUCGGUCAAGUGCCAGUAGUGAAGGUUUCUGUGAAAAUGAAGAUUUCGGUGGCGACAGCAGUAGCAACAAUCUAUGCAUAUCUGACAAUGAUAACGGUCGUAGUAUAAACCCCAAUAAGUUUCCAAUGCCACAGCAACAACAGCCGUCAACAUCCAAAACAAUAUCUCAAUCCGAUUCGCAGCAGUCAUUUAAUGAUUCCUCUCCCGAUGCUUUGGAUGUGGCCGAUGAAGAGAAUAAAUUGUCUGGAUUUUCAUUGCCCGCAACACCCACAAAUAAAGCUAUUGUUGCCACACUUGCAUCACAAUCUUCAUCGGACUCUUCAACAUCAUCAUCCUCCUCAUCCAAUUCGUCCUCAUCGUCACUGUUGAUUGCCCUGGGAUCUGAGGCACCUGGCAGCGGUGUUGGUGGUGCUAUAGAAACAGACAAACCUUUAAAAAGCCAAGAGAUAAGAAGGAUAUCUAAGGAUGAAUCAUUUUCAUCAUCAAGUGAUGAAUUUGUGACCCAAGAUGUUGGCAAAGGCCGCUCGGCUGAGGAUUUAACGCCAGUGCCAAGCACAUCAACGGCAGCCAGGACCGCUCUAAUGAAGGCUCAAGGCAAUUCUCUUUCACCCUCGGCGUCAACAGUUGUCAACGAAGUUGCUCCUCUAAACAAUAAAACAAAUAACGCUACCACUCCAACAACAACGGCAUCAUCAUCAUCGGCAUUAUAUGUCGGACCCUCAACAUCAGCCCAGGCCAUGGCAUCGUUUUCAACAACGAAUAUGGGACCUUCAACCUCGUCCAAUACAACGUCGGAAAAGCCACACAUAUUCUCAAAUCUAAGACCAUCAGAAGAUGCUUGGGACAUACUAUUGGCUCGUGCUGAGGGUCUACAUGCCCAUGGUCAUGGAAGAGAGGCCUGUAUUCUGGCAGUACGUUUGGCUGAAGAAAUGCUGGAAAAUCCUCCCAAUCUAAUGAUGGAAAUGCCACCAGCUCCCAAAAGGAAAGGGAAGAACAAAAAUAUCAAUCCCAUUUCUCAUCACCUAACCGUGUUGGCCUCCGCCACCUUGACCAAAUGCGCUUUCCUUUGUACUGUACUUUCGGAAAAUUCAGAACAUUAUCAUAUUGGAUUUCGAAUUUGUAUCUUUGCUUUGGAAAUGGCACGUCCACCGGCAAGCACCAAACCGUUGGAAGUUAAAUUGGCCAAUCAGGAAGCUGAUAUAUUGACGCUCUUGAAGAAAAUACCAAUCGAUGAACCCGAAUUGGAGGUGAUACGCGCACGUGCUGAACGUUUGCGUAAUGGCACCAUGAAAUCGCGUGGGGAAGCUUUAUUGCCCAUCAAUUUGGCGUCAUAUAUUUUCGAUGCAUUGGUAAUGCCUUCGGUGUCAAUGAAAGAUCAACGAAUUCGCAGUAUGAGUAUCUAUCGACCGAUAACUGAUGAGAAUCUUGGCUUUGAAGCUGCUGUGGCAGCAUUGGGUCUUAAAGCGAAUGUCUCCGAAGCAGAACAUCCUCUGUUGUGUGAAGGUACACGCCGACAGAGAGGCGAAUUGGCUUUAACUUUGUUGUACUUCUAUAAAGAUGACCCACACAAGAUUGCCAAAAUUAUGGAAAAAUUAUUGGAUCGUGAAAUACACACCUUGCUAAAGACGCCAUUAUUGCCAGCCUACUACUCCAAUAAUCCUCCGGUAAGAACACCCAACAAUUCGGCAAAUAGGCAUGGAGAUGGUGGUGACUACAAUAGACAUGGCAAUAAUGCCGCAGCUAUGGCUGGUGGUUCUGCCCAGAACAUUGGUGGUAAUAUGGACAUGUACCAUGCGGAUUAUGCUUCUGUUGGAGGCAAUAGUCGUCCUACCAGCUCUACAAGUGCUGAGUUGGAUGUUAAUAUGGCGGGAUUGAAUAUUUCAUCUCCUGCCAAUUCAUCAUUAAUGGCUGCAGCCCAACAAAAUAGCCAGGGGCUACAAAGCAAUGUCCCAGCCAUGGGUACACAACCAACACAGACCACUACCAGAGCUAAGGAUUCACGAUACAAAGGCAAACGAGCAUAUCCAUCAAUACCGAAUCAACCCUCUGAAGCCAGUGCCCAUUUCAUGUUCGAAUUGGCCAAAACGGUUUUGGUUAAAGCGGGAGGUAAUAGUUCAACGUCAUUGUUUACCCAGGCCACGGCCAAUCAUAAUCAUCAUGGUCCGCAUAGAGGUCUGCAUAUGUGCGCUUUUCAGUUAGGCCUAUACGCCCUGGGAUUACACAACUGUGUCAGUCCCAAUUGGUUAUCUCGUACCUAUUCUUCACAUGUUUCUUGGAUUUUGGGCCAGGCCAUGGAAAUUGGUGCGCCAGCUAUAAGUUUCCUAAUAGACACAUGGGAGGGUCAUUUGACGCCACCCGAAGCUGCCAACAUGGCCGAUCGCGCUUCCAGAGGUUGGGACAGUAAUUACCCAGCAGCCGAAUUGGCCUUAUCUGUAUUGCCACAUGCUGCCGCUCUAAAUCCGAAUGAAAUUCAGAGAGCAAUUCUUCAAUGCAAAGAACAGAGCGACUAUAUGUUGGAGAGAGCUUGCAUUACCGUGGAGAAUGCUGCCAAGGGAGGUGGAGUUUAUCCCGAAGUUCUGUUCCAGGUGGCACGAUAUUGGUAUGAGCUGUAUAUGCGCAAUACACCCAACAAUGGAGGCGGAGAGCAUGAUCAACAUGAUGACCAUAUGGAUCAUUCUGCAGCCGUGAGUCUAUCUGCACUCAUAGAAUCUCACCAGCAUCAUGAAAUGCAAAUGCAACAGCAAGCGGCAGCUGCUGCAGCGGCUGUCAAUCAGCAAGCCAUGGUUGGCCCACCAUUGCAGGGUGGUCCACCAGUACCGCCUGGUGGUCAACCGGGACAACCCGGUGGACCAGUUGUAGUAACUUCUGCUCCUCCAAACUUCCAACAGCAGGUGCCACCAAUGCCUCCUGUCGGUAUGGCGCCCUAUAAUGCCUAUGGUUUUUGUCAGGGAAUGUACCAUCACAAUCUCUAUCCGACAAAUCAAAUACCCAUGUAUGUACCACAAGGACCACCACCAGGACCACCGCCCCAAGCAUAUCCAGGUUAUCCACCACCGCCCCAACAACAACCUGGCAAUCCCACAGCACCACCGUCGAAUGCAGGAGUACCGCCACAACAGUCUCCGUAUGUACAUCAGGCACAAAAUGCAGGUGCAUUUGGUCAGAUGACACCUCAAGCAGCCUAUCAAGCAGCAACUAUGCAGUGUGGACCACCACCGCCGUCAUCGUUUGUGCCACAAGCACCACCACAAGGCCCCUCCGUCCCGCCAAAUGGACCACCCCAAAUGGCUCAACCACCUCCAGGAAUGCAAGCUGCGGCUGCUGCUGUGUACUACGGCCAACAGGCACCACCACCCAAUGGGCAACAUCCGGCCCAAGCUGCAGCUCAACAAGCAGCAGCGGCCCAUCAAAUGGCCGCAAUGCAUCAAAUGAGAACAAAUCAACAGCAAGCAGCUGUGUAUCCUUUUGUACAGCAACAACCGCCUCCGCCCCAACAACAGCAAGCUCCACACCAUCAACCACCGCCACAUAAUAUGGCCGGCCAUGGAGGAGGACAUCAUCAACAAAUGGCUCCACCGCCACAAGGGGCGAACCGACAACGUCACCCACAUCAAUUUACUCCCGCCCAAUUACGUUAUCUCUUGGCUGCCUAUAAUGUUGGCAUGUUGGCUAUGGAAACAUUGGCACGACGAGUUCAUGACGAUCGUCCUCAGGCCAAGUAUGCACGCAAUCCUCCCUAUGGCGAAGAUGUUAAAUGGCUGCUGAGAAUUUCAAAGAAACUGGGAUCCCAGUAUUUGCAUCAGUACUGUGUGUGUGCCGUUAAUUCGAUUGUUAGUCCAUUUGUGCUACACGAUGUGGCCAUAGAAUCGGCUCACUAUUUAGGUCGCAAUAAUCAUCAAUUGGUUAUGCAACAUUUAAGAUCGGCUCUGACACCGUUGGUACAAAAAUGCCAACAAAUGUAUAUCCAAUGUAUACAUCAAAAAUUGUAUCAUUUAACACCAGCCGAUUAUGAAGAUUUUGCCAGCAUUAUUGUGGCGGCUCGAGCCGCUUUCCAAAUAACACCGGAAGGUAGUGCACAAUUUAAGGAUUGGUUACAGUCGAUAAAGAGAUCAAAAUCAUGUAAAAAAGAGUUGUGGACACAAAUAAAUGCUGCCCUUCAAAGUAAUGCCAAAUGACAAAGACUUGAUUCGCAUAGUAUGACCACACCAUCAACACAAUCUUCAUCAGCAACAACAGCAACACU
Musca vetustissima is the source of this 6530-nucleotide messenger RNA. RefSeq names its product zinc finger SWIM domain-containing protein 8 homolog (gene Dora). Gene Ontology annotation, cellular component: Cul2-RING ubiquitin ligase complex. Bases 1 to 6462 code for a protein of 2153 amino acids. The transcript has 10 exons. Gene Ontology annotation, molecular function: zinc ion binding. The record is from RefSeq and is a predicted model, not a curated record. NCBI's taxonomy places the organism in Eukaryota, Metazoa, Arthropoda, Insecta, Diptera, Muscidae.